Molecule: messenger RNA, 1125 nt
Organism: Lactuca virosa
Lineage: Eukaryota; Viridiplantae; Streptophyta; Magnoliopsida; Asterales; Asteraceae
Source: the annotation of a GenBank genome assembly
AUGGCCGGCAGGGCUCCUCCGUUACCUCUCCGGCCGACACGUAACGUCGGUGGUUUGUUGUUUAUCAUUCUCGUGCACUGCACUCUGUUUUUGUUCUGUAGGAGUUCUUCAAUUCCAGACUGCCGUCUAUCCUCAACUGGAGCCUCUGCGAAUAGCCCGAUAUGUGCAAGUCCUGAUUUUUCUAUCCAUGACAAAAAAUCUAAAAACGCAGAUGAUGCUUCCUGCCUUAAACGUGGUUUUAGUAUGUUGGAUGCAGAGUUCUUCAAUGACAACAAGAGUAGAAAUGGUCAUUGGAUAGUUCUUGAUGAAUUUAAUCUAGCCCAUUAUGAUAUUCUAGAACCAUUAAAUCGGAGGAUUGUUAUGUCAAGGCUCUCUUAUCGCAACGGGCCGCGUGUUUGUGAUGUUGAUGACAGAUUCUUUGAUGAUCGUGAUUGUCAUCUUCUUGGUUCUUCCAAUGGACUUGUAUGCAUCUCUUCUUUUUCUUCUCAACUUGUAGUAGCUAAUCCCUCAACUAGAGAGGUUCAAACACUACGAGACCCUCAAAUUCAUGAUACCAAGCAUUUAUGCUGGGGUUUCGGCUAUGAUUCAUCUACGGAUGAUUACAAGGUUGUAUUAGGGUUCCGUAAACGUGUUGGUUGGACAUGUUUUCAAGUGUUAAGUUUGAAAUCAAAUGUUUGGAAACUAAUUGGAGAUGUAAAGUAUUCGUUUCUUAGUAGGAUUGGUAUCUUAUGCAAUGGGGCACUUCAUUGGAUUAUGAAAGAUUCUUCAUCUCCAAAUAAGAAGAGAGUCAUUACUUCGUUUCGGCUAUCUGAAGAAAAAUUUAUCAAAAUUCCCCAACCUGAUGAUGAGCAAUAUGAAUCUGGUGUUGUUAGCCGCCCAGAUAUGGAUUUAGGUAUUAUGGAAGAUUGUGUGGUGAUAUGCUGUUCUACAAGACUAGGGAGUAUAUUUGUGCCCCUAUCUAUAUGGAGAGUCUUGUAUCUCCCUAUGUUAACGGGAGGCCAAAGAGAAAGACAGAAGAGAGUAAUAGCAAGAAGAGUCGUAAGGAUCUACUCAUGUUCAUAUGGUUACUACAUCCUGGUUCUUGAUUGUCAUGUCAUUUCAUUUUCUAUAUCUUCAUUUGCUUAA